UUCACCAACCAGCAGCAGUUAGCUGGUGCGCAUUCUGCCCUCGUUCCUCAGCUGGACCGAUAUAACCGUUUUAUUCCUCAUGUCAGCCAGGGCUGCUGGUGAGCAUGUCUUCGCUCAUUUUAACCCGAAUUUCUCAACCGCACUAGCAGACUGACAUAACUCCCAGAGACUUAGCUGUGUGUUUGGCUAGCAGCGAACCGAGCUGCUAACGGCUGAAGCGAUGUUUGUGAGAUGCAGCUGAAGUGCUGUUCGGCCUGGCAAAGAUGACGUUCCGACCGAGCCUCGGUAAUGCUCCUCUGGCUGCGGUAGGUGGAAGAUGGACACCGAGGACGGGUGGACAACAGAACUGACUGCUGACGAACUUCGAAAAACGAAAGUGCUUUGCAGACACGAUGGGAGAAUCGGUUCUUGUCCUGAUCUAGCCAUGAGUAGGAGUGAGCACACUAAUGCCAGGCAUGUUCCUGUGGCCCUCACUCCCCAGCUCCCUCUCAGAGCCCAUCGGCCCCUGUGCGCGUCGGUCUCCUCCGACAGCAGCGGCCGCUUCAAGGCUUUGGAGACUCAGGAGUGGAAGAACAACCUCAAAGCUCAGAUGGAGCUGGCCCACAGUGCAGGAGCGGCCAGCAGCACAGGUUCCCUGGAGCGAGCCUCCAUGUUCUGCGCGUUGGCAUCGGCCUCUCUGUCCAGUCCUGGCCUGCCCAGCCCCCCCGUGGAGACCCUCAGCAAGAGCAAAUCCUCCAGCCGCUUCUCUCUCUUCUCCCCUCCAUGGAACAGCAGCUCUGAGUCUGACUCCAACCCGCCAUCUCGCUCGGGCUCCAAGAAGCUGCGCAACUACAGCCGGAGAGCAGCCACGGGGCCGGCAGGGGCCCGUGCCCCCGAUGUGCUCGAGCCCAAACGGAGCGGCCCUGAACACUUCCAGUACUCUGAGCCGGUCAUUUCCAAAGUGACGGACUACAUCUACGUGGGCAACCUGAACGCGGCGUACAAUGGCCGCACCCUGUGUCGCAACAACAUCGACAGCAUCAUCGACAUGAGCAGCGCGCCUGGAGAGCCGGCCCCCUCCCUCAGCCUCAUCCCCUGUACCUGCUCCCGCGGGUCCCGGCACAGCUGGUCACGCCUCAAGGUGGACCUGGGGCACAUGCCGGACACGCUGGACGAGUGGCCAGCUCUAAAGCACUGCCGCUUUGAGGACAUCAACGAGUGCAUAAACGCAUCCACGGAGAAGAGGAAGCGCGUGCUGGUCCACUGCCGGGACGGGUUCUCUCUAGCGCCCAUGUGCAUCAUCCAGUACCUGAUGGUGAAGCAGAACAUGAGGCUAAUUGCUGCUUAUGAGCUGCUGAGAGCCAAGUACCCAGUCAACAUUAAGGAGUGUCACCAGAACGUUCUAGUGAGUCUGGAGCGAGCCCUGUGGCCCGGCGGGGAGGUGGACCCUGAGUGCUUCAGACAGGCUCUGUCCCGCAAGCUGGCCUGGACAUGAUGGCCUCCUUCACUCCCCACUGUCUGCCUGGCUGCUCCUUCUGUUGCUUUUUUUCUUGGGUUGGCACAUUUUCCACUGAAACCACCACGGGCAGCUCUACUUUCCUUCUAGAUAUUACUGCACUUCCUUUUAAUUUUUUGGUGAAGAGAAAUCAUUUCCAUGUGUUUCUUUAUCAAAUAUGUAAAUGGAUCUGGUAAUAACAACUUUGUAUGCAAAUGCUGAACAUUUUGCUCUACACCUAGUGUUUCGCCAAUUCGUUCGCAUCUGGCUUGCAUUCGAAGUCUAUGUGGAGGGGCACCAGACCCAUCAAAAUCGCUCUAGCCGUUGUUUUCCAUUGCCGGCUUAUUUUGCCUGACGCAUCAGACGCGCUUCAUGCGUCACACGGUUCAAAUCGUGCUGUGCUAGACGCUUGAAACGUGUCACGACGGGUCACCGACGGUCGUCCACAUAGACUUUGAAUGUAAACCAGACACGCCUGAUGCUCAAAACACGUUUGGUGUGAACGCACCAUUACAGUCAAUAUAAAAUAAUUAAUAAAGAAACUGAAAGUGACAAAAACAAUAUGUUGACUACCUUGGUCAAACAUGUAAAAACAAUCCUUCUUUCAGAUGGGUCAGAAAGUGCAGUUAGGAAUUAUAAAUUCAGGGUUUCCACCAAGGGUACCUUUCCAAUUUGCUAAGUCUGGUGGCAGGAGUGCUAGGGCACUACUGUGUUUUUUAGUUAAAAUUGUUUAAAGUUGACAGAAAAUUUUAAAAUAUCACAAAGUCACAUUGUGUUAUUGGAAUCCAUUAUUAAUACCUAAACAGCAACUACAAAAUCUUAAAAAGGCAAACAUGAAAAAACCCUACCAUAAAUAAACAAACAACAUGUAGCCUGUUGGCGGGUCAGUAAAGCCUGGUGGCCCGCCAGGCUGAUAAUACAUUGAGGAAAACCCUGAAAUAUAACAUAAAAUAAGCAACAGAGCAAGACGAUUCUCAGGGCGAUUCUCAGUAUAGAACUAUACUGAGUAGAUCUGCCCUCAUGGUUCGAGCACAUUGUGACUUCUAGAGUCUUUUUUUAAACAUCGUAAUCGAUACAGACAUUGACAUCGGACCGGUGUAUCUCUAAUUAUGACUUUGCUCUCCACCCUUUCUGUUCAGGACUAGCAUCCACAGCUGCUUGGCUCCACAGUGUUUUAUCUGUAGUCGUACAGUGGAUUUAUGUUUCUGUUUCUGUUCUACAUCAUGCUAAUGUUCUGUUUUUCUACAUCAGGGUAAAAUCUUUCAGUGAGCUAACUCAGGAGACUGUUGAUGUCAAAGCAAUGUGGCAUUUAUGUUGUUCUGUAGCGACAUAGACGCCUCAGAAUAUUGGGAGUAUUCCGUGGUGAAAACCAAGGCCAGGUUCGGACACUGAUCUUGGCUGAAUUGUGCUGAUAAUCUGAAGUGGAGUCAUACGUUCACAGAGCAAAACUAAGGUUAUGCAGAUGCGGAAUUCAUUUCAGACAUUAAGAGGAGAUAUUUCAGAUGUAUUCUUCAUGCCAAUGGUUGACCCUUUAGUUAUUUACUGUCUGGUUCUGACAAUGUGGAUCAGUGGUUCCCAACUGUUUUUGCGUCAGUCUUGUUAAAACCUUUAGCUUGAAGUGGCUAGACUUGAUAACUUUAGUUAGAAACUUAAAGCUGGGAUCACUAUGAAUGAUUCUCAACAGAAAGAAAUAUGACAGUUCCAUAUUUUUUUUGGACUCUUCUUAUUUCCUACAUAAAUUACAUCUUUCAUGCUCUAAUCACAGACAAAUGUAUCUUUUUUUUCAUUUGAAUUAUUCUCCCUAAUAAAAAUUGUAUUAAAGAUUUAGUUCAUUGAAAUAUAUACUUUAAAAAAUCCCCCAUUUUCUUUUUAAAAGCAUGAAACAGGAGAUAACCUAUGCUGGUGAUGGAGUCAGCUAAUAUUACAGAACAUUACAUGCUGCAUGUAAUCAUAAUGUUUCUAAUCCACUUUUUAACAUGUUGGUCUUUGUUUUCACACGAGGAUACAAAAUAUUUACCCCAUUUCAUCCCUUUUACUGAGUUGCUAAAAAGUGUCAAGAAAGUCUUGCCAUUGGUUCCUCUUUGUGCAUCAAUUUUGAUAAAUUAUUUUUUAUUAAAGCCAAAACAAGAGGGCAUUUAGAGAAUAAAAAAGCCUUCUAGCUUCUUCUUUGUAGCUCUUCUAGCUUUCUAUUUUGUUGACUUCCUGCUUACCUCUUCGGGUAAUUCAAGGAACUGAGUGAUGCAAUGCUGUUGUUGUUUAUAGCAACAAAUCUUAAACCUCUUGUGAUUUUUGUGUUUGUGAAAAUCUAAUUGAAACUUUAAACCUUGCAUACAUGUGCGAUCGUACACGACUUCCUACCGGCCGCCAGGUUGGGAACCACUGACUGUAACAACACUUCCUACAAAGUUCACCUGAUUAGUUUGAACAGAAGAAGUAAAAUCAACAAAUGAUGAGCAGCUUUUUAUAACACAGCAUCAGCCUGCAAAGAUUUCAACUGGGAACGGUACUGAAGUAAAAUAGCUGUUUUCACAAUUUUAUCAGUAUGGGAGAAUAACGGUGUGUAGAGAUGACUGGUCAUUCCACAUUUAGAGAUUUUGCACUUUGCAGGAGUAAUUUUAAAAUGUCAUAACAUCAACUAGUGCCAAAAACACCCAAAACAAAAACUAAAAAUGGCGUUUACAGCAUUCCUGAUAGCCAUGUAAUUGUGUUAGACUUUGAUUUGUCCAGGGACAGCUUGCGUUCAGACUGCCUAACUCAGGGGUGCCCAAAGUGGGUCUUCCAGGGCCGGCAUCCUGCAUGUUUUAGUUCUCUCCCUGUUUUAACUCACCUGGAUCAAAUAAUGGCCUAAGAAGAAUAUUGACAUGCUGAAAAGAUUGUUGGUACUACCAGGGAGAAAACUAAAAUGUGCAGGAUGCCGGCCCUCGAGGACCGACUUUGGGCACCGCUGGCCUAACUGAUUCAGGUGUUCAAGGCCACUUUUCGAUAAUAAAUAAUGGAAUCACGGCAAUUUUGAAAAUGCUCUCAAUUUUAGCUAAAAGGUUUUGGUGCUAGGAUUCUGUGUUUUUUCUUUUUUUGGCUCUAUCAAAAUUGGUUUAUUUCACAAAACUGCAACAGAAGCAUGUUCUUUGCAUCACGAGUCAUGAGCAACAACCACUGGUGCAAACCACAAAGACAAUGACAGGAAGUAGUUGGAGGAUGAAGGAAGAGCAUGGUUUUUAAUAACUUAUCAUGUGAAUAAACUUAUUCACAUGUGAUUCUAAUUGUGCUUCUUGUGUAAUGGAAACAACAUAAUUACAAAAUUGUGAUUUUCUGACAUUAACGAAGCAUUGAGAAAGUUUUGCACACAUUUGUAAAUGAAACGCAGCUAGUUUGAAUCUCACAUUAGCUCACAAACUCAAAUCUCACUCCAAGUUACUUCAGGUUCAGUGUGUGAAGAGUCGGACAGAAUUUAUGACCCAGUCAGUCACAUUUCACCAACUGGUCGACCACCGUGAGGCCACAUGAGUGAUGAUCUUGUUUGGAAGUCAGCUGUUCUUUCUGAUAUUUAUGGGUUUGGAUCUCAUUGGACUUUGAGUUGCUUCCAAACCUAGCUUUAAAUAUUCCACAUGUUGCAUCUCAUUGGACAUGUUUUCUUUGCUGGGCCUGUCUUUGUCUCCUGAUGGAAGAUGUGUGGUCUGACCCGUUCUCUGUGUGUCACGGUACCAGUUCAUGUGCUGCCACUUCCUUUCUCCAUGUUCCAUGGCGUUGUUUGGGUUUUGCUCUGUCUGUGCUGAUAGCUAUUUUCUAUUGUUUAAUUUUUACUUUUCAGCUGCAUUUAAAUCUAUACCAAUAUUCCUAACUGCUGUAUUAAUAUGCACUAACCAGGUUAAGGCAAUGAAUCAGCAAUCUAGACUUGCUACUGUUUGGUCACUUCCUUUAAUGGUAAAAAUAAGUUCUGCCCAUUUAAAUGCUCUAGUUUUUUAAAAAUGUUUUUCCUGUAUUUAUUUUUAUUGGGAUGUACCUUUCCACAAAUGUUUUUCAGUUUAUCUUUAACAGAGGGUGAGAUGAUGAUCAUAUAAACUUUGGUUUAUGGUUUUGACCUCUUACGAUUAAAAUAAGAUAGUUUUAGAACCUGUUCAACACAGUGCCACCUGUACUUUAAACCUUACAACUUGAAAGCAGAUGCACUAGCUAAAUCACGGACAGAGUGGUUCUUAUUUCUGUCUGCAAUGUAGGUUUGAAAAUUGUUUUUUUUAAAUCAUAUUUUGGCACCAGUAGAUCUACUAAACUUGACAGUCGAAACACAAAUCAAAAUCUGCAUUUCCACUGCUGUGAAAAUCUAGUCUAGUCUUUGUAAAAUGAAAUUUACUCUCCAAUAUAUGAAGUAAUUGUGUUUAAAAAGAGACCAAUCAACAGGAAUAUCAAACACAAAAUAACAGCAAAUCAACUAAAGAACACAAAGUUCCAUUUCAGACCAGAGCAUCUUCUUUCACAUGUUAGCGUCCCCUACAGGCCUUAUGCCAAACUGCAAACUGGACUCAACAUUUGCAGACAAUGUAUUGAACAAUGUUUUCAAAGUUUAAAAUUCAGAAUCGAUGCUUUGAACUAGGAGUGGACCAUAUGGACUUAGAAAAUUAUCGCAAUAUUUUGUGGGACUAUUGUGAUAACAAAAAUUAAUUUGAAAUAUAUUAAUUUCUUCUUUUUAUGGCCGUGAAUGCAUGGAACAGCCUUCAAAGCAGCACAAACAUGGUUCUUGGAAAACAUUCCCCUUUGAAAUGGGCUGCUUCUUAAUCACACUUAUUUACAUAUGUGUGAUUAAGAUUAAACUGCAUGUAGUUAACUGCAUCAAAUCAAUUUUCUGAUAUUUAUUAGAAAGUAUCAGUUUGUGCCCUCCUGGAACAAACAGUGGGGAAAAUAAUAAAAAUAACUUUUCUGAUAAUUUUUUUUUACAAUAAACAAUACAAUAAAAACCCACCCCUUCUUUAAACUUCAUAACUGCAUCUCUGCCCUCUACUGCAUUUCUUUGUCUUCACAAUAAUGUUUGUGCUCUAAAAUUCUCUUAACAUUGGAGAAUUUGGACAGUCCUGCACCUCCUGCAGCUUUUAUAUCAGCUUAACCUUUUUAAGACACACUUUUUUAAUCACUCAGAUGCCAUUAUUCUCACAUUUCAGCUAUGGAGUUUUUUUAUGUACAGUUUUUAAUAUUUGUUAACCACAUGAAAAGCUAUUUGUAGCAGCAAAAUGCUGCUGGGUCCCAUGAAAAUCAAUACUUGUCAUUAUUUGAUGUUUCAUAGCAAUAAGUGGCUACACAUCAUCUAUUUGGCAUCUUCUAGUUUAGAUCUUUUUUUAAAUCAAAAAUAGUUUACACCACAUGCACAGAAAUCGGGUUUCAGGUGCUUUGGACCCAGAUGAUGUCACUGUUCAUAUAUGAAACUAUCUCUGUUUAACAGAGAGCCUUGGCUGCAGCAGCUGUUCUUUGUUGAAAAAAAGUGCUUUUAUAAUCGCUCCAAAAAUAGUGGAAAGGCUGGUAGCUUAUAUGUUUUUCAUACUUUCAAUAUUUAUUGGUGUUCUGGCUCAAAACAUGGUUUUCUGUCAUUUUAAGGUAGGCAUGUAUAACACUGGGUUACAAAAAAGUAUCUUUUGAAAGUUGUUCAUGUUUUUUCAACAGGAAUUUUUUGCACCACUGAAUCUAAAAAUUCCAUCCAUUUUUCUCAAUCAGGUUUUUAUUCUAAUUUUAUUUAGAGAAAUCUGAUUUUCUGACUAGGCUGAUGACAUUUAAUAUUUCUGAUCCAAAGAAGAUUUUAGGAGAAAAAUUUGUUUUCUAACAGAGCGUAUUAAUUAAGUGUUACAAACUUGGAUUUCUGUAAAUUGUAUAAUAAACACUAAUAAGGGUAAGUACUUGUGAAUUGAACAUUACGUCUUCAUUGUGUAAAAUUCUCCGUCUCUUUCCUGUCCUGAUGGAAUCUCUCCUCCUGCUCAUCAUUCAUUGAUCAGAUUCUCAGGAAACCGAUCCAGAUGAGAGAACAAGUCAUGCAUCAGAAAGUUGACCUGAUUGAGCAAAACCAAUGUGAUUUUUUAAUUCAGCCAGUGUAAUAGACACUGGUGAGCCGCUGUAUCACCAGUGUGAAAUUCUAGCUGAUGUUACUUUUAAGACCCUUAUCUUUAAAAUAUACCAAUAAUUAAAGUAAUUAUUUGCUAAGGCCAUAAGUUAAAUGCAAUUUAGUAAUUGCCAAGGAAAACUUUAAUUUGUUCAGAAUAACAAAACAUCAAUGGAGCUGCAGCAGAGUUCACCCAAGCUUUUUCUUUUUUUUUAAUAUGACUUUUUGUGUCCAGAUUGGACAGAAAACAAUGUAUCUUUUCAUAUUUAGAUAUCUGGAGCUGAUUUAUUUUACUUUUUUUUUAUCAGUGUUUAAAUGUCAGACGUACACCAUAACAGGAAACCGGAUCAUAACGGCUACAUGAAGGUAUGAUAUUUUGUACAUUGAUUUUACUUGAAUCCUAAUACUUUGUAUUUGCUAUAUUUGGUCCCAAUCAGACGGCGUCUCUCUUUAAGCACAUCGUUAUGUGAAGGGUGCGGUUGUAGUGGAAGUAUGGUGCCUUCGUUCAGCAUCGUUUUGUAUGCCCUGUGGUGACAUUUUGCACAAUUUGUAUGAAUUUAACCUCUUGACAUCUUGUACAGAAACAAUGUCUAUUUUUGGAUGUUUUAUUUGGAUGGAAGGUGUGCAUGUGACAUUUGAGUGACGUGGUUUUUGCUGUUCUCUUUGGUGGUUGUGAAAGCCUGGUAAACGAGCAGAUGUUGAAGUGCUCCUGCAAAGCUCUCUAAAAAAACAGUGUUUUGGUGUCUUCUUGUUGUAAAUGCUGCACAUCAGUCCAAUUCUCUCAGGUGAUUUCUUAUUGGUCCACAAUGUUUUUAAUGAAUUUGAUGUUUUAAAAUGUGAAGCAAUGCAUUUCUCAUCAUUCUUUAGUUGAUGUUAAUUUCUGUUGUUAAAACAUUAAAAUGCUGUUGU
Xiphophorus couchianus (Monterrey platyfish) is the source of this 8459-nucleotide messenger RNA. RefSeq names its product dual specificity protein phosphatase MPK-4. Lineage: Eukaryota; Metazoa; Chordata; Actinopteri; Cyprinodontiformes; Poeciliidae. Gene Ontology annotation, cellular component: cytoplasm; cytosol. The transcript is spliced from 3 exons. The coding region runs from base 317 to 1474 and encodes 385 amino acids. The record is from RefSeq and is a predicted model, not a curated record. Gene Ontology annotation, biological process: negative regulation of MAPK cascade; peptidyl-tyrosine dephosphorylation. Gene Ontology annotation, molecular function: protein tyrosine/threonine phosphatase activity; MAP kinase tyrosine/serine/threonine phosphatase activity; MAP kinase tyrosine phosphatase activity.